Molecule: messenger RNA, 2461 nt
Organism: Spea bombifrons (plains spadefoot toad)
Lineage: Eukaryota; Metazoa; Chordata; Amphibia; Anura; Pelobatidae
Gene: P3H4
Product: prolyl 3-hydroxylase family member 4 (inactive)
Exons: 7
Coding region: 659-1960 (433 amino acids)
Biological process (GO): peptidyl-lysine hydroxylation; collagen fibril organization
Cellular component (GO): endoplasmic reticulum
Molecular function (GO): protein binding; collagen binding
Source: RefSeq, a predicted model, not a curated record
CUCGGUCGCCGGCAGCACUCCCCUUCCUAAAACGGGUCCAAGCGGGAUAAGAAGUUAUUAGCGGGCGGAGGGGGCUCCGUGUGUCAUUCCGCGCAGCCCGGACCCCGGACACCGACCUCCCUGACCCGGAUCGGGGCGGAAUCAAGAGACAAGCCGGCGCAGACUGACCCACAGCCCGGGUACAGGAGGCAGAGUGAGCCGGCAGGGGCUCCGGGGUUACCGGAGACUGGAAGGACCCGGCAGAGGCGCGUGUGAUUCGGGGAAAUAGCUGGAGGAACCUCCGGCUCGAUCCGGAGUCAGCGAACCCAGCAGAUCAUUUGCCCCUCUGCAGUGGAUCCCCCCAGUGGAUCUCCGGCUGCUUUCUCCCUGGGCUCUGGGUUAAUGUCUGGGGGCUGAGGAUAGGAAGCACCGGCUGCCAGAGUCCUGGUAACUAAAACACUAUUACAAGCCCAUCCAGAAAUCCCACAGCUUCACCCCAUAUUGUUUCAUAAAGUUCCUUUGGCCCCCGACCUGACCCCCCCUACUAUCUAAAUAACCCCCACAUCCCAACACCAGUGUCUCCCCACCCUGCCUGGGGUUCCUAGCUCUUCAGAGGACUCCCCCACCCUAGGAGUAGCUUCGGGUCCUUGCAUUACCCCUGGUCCCUGUAGAUCCAGCCAUGCUGCCUUCACUGCUGUGGACUCUCCUCCUGUUGGACUCUUGCUGGGCACAGUAUGAACAGUACAGCUUCAGGGGCUUCCCUCGAUCAGAGCUGAAACCCCUGCAGCCCACCUAUGCCAAGGCGUUGGAGCUUUACGAAGGAGAGUCCUGGAGAGAAGCCACCCGGGCGCUGGAGUCCAGCUUGAGGCUGCACAGGUUGCUCCAGGACAGCGAGUCCUUCUGUGGUCAGAGCUGUGCAGAUAGUGCCGAGGAGGCCCCUAUCACUGGGCUGGAGGAGGAAGAGGUCUUUGGGGAAUCCAAGGACUGGAGUUUGGAGCUUCAGUUAUUUGGAAGGGUCCUGGCAAGGGCUGUGUGUCUGCGGAAGUGUAAAGCCACCCUGCCAGUCUUUCAGCAGCCUUACCCUGACCAGGAGACCCUAAAGGCAUUCCAGAGGAGAGACCCCUACCUGUACCUGCACUACACCUACUUCAAGACCAAUGAGUUGGAGAAGGCGGUGUCAGCAGCUCAUACAUAUCUUCAGAAGAAUCCCACCCAUGAGAUGACCGUGCGGUACAUGGAAUACUACAGGACCCUACUGGAUGUGGAUGAAUUUCUCAUAGACCUGGAGGCUCAGUCCUAUGAGAGCAUCUUUGUUAAGGCAGUGAAGUCCUACAAUGCUGGAGAUUUCCGACGCAGCACCGAGGAAAUGGAGCAGGCUCUGCCCCUCUACUACAAGGCCUACAAUAACUGUCUGACCGGCUGCGAGGGCACCUAUGAGAUGAGAGAGUUUAAAGACUUCUACCCAGCCGUUGCCGAUCAUCUGGCUGACGUCUUGCAAUGCAAGGUGGAGUGCGAGUCCAACCUGACUCCUAACGUUGGUGGCUACUUAGUCCAGAAGUUUGUGGCCACAAUGUAUCACUACCUGCAAUUCGCCUAUUAUAAGUUGAACGACGUAAAAAACGCAGUCCAGUGUGUAUCGAGUUACAUGUUAUUUGACCCGGCGGACACCGUGAUGCAGCAAAACCUGGCGUAUUACAAAUUUUACAAGGAGAAAUGGGAUUUGGAGGAUACCGACUUCAACCCCAGGAAGGAAGCAAUGACGUAUCACAACCAGACCACAAGAUACAAGGAGCUGUUGCAGUUUGCCCAAGAUUUCCUCAAUCGGAAUGAUGAUGAGAUGGAGAUCGGAGUGGAGGCAGAGACGGAUCAGACCCCUUCAGAUAGUGAAUUCGAAGGCGUAGGAGAUUAUGAAGAAGGAAUUUAUGCUGAAUGGUGGUCAGAGCCCAAGGCGAAAGGAGACAAAGGAGAAAAAGGAUACUGAUCCAUCUCUUACGUCAGAUCAGCUGGAUCUCAUUGUUCAGACAAUCUUCCAGACUAGAAAACAGACCUAGAACUUCAUGUGUUCAGAGAAAGGAUGAAAUUUAGAAAUUUUCUAUGGUCAUUCAUACAUUGAAUGGUUUGUGGGCCCAGGACUGAUUUUUUUUUUUCUUUUUUUUUUGCUUUAAUUUACCAAAUUUCUCCGUUUUAUUUGUUUUGGUUUCUCGAUCCCAACUUAAACGACGACUUUAUAGAUACCUUAUGCAAAACAAAACCAGGAAAACUUCAGAUCAUUCAUAAAUAACAUUAAGGCCAAUUCUUACUCUGAUUCAGAACUCACGGUUGACCUUUUUGACGACUUUUUGAGUCUCCGCACAAAGCGUUCCAUGAAUAAUUGCUGGCUAUUAAGGAAGUGUUUUCUGCUUCAGAGAUUGCCUGAUUCUUUUUUUCUUUGUCCCAAUGCGAUAUAUAAAUAUUAUUAAAAUUGUCUGGGUUUUGUACAUUA